AUGGAAGAGAAUAUAGAAGAAAUAUUUGAUGAUUUUAUUUAUCAUUUAAAUGUUAAAACUGAAGAAGAUAACAAUGACGGAAAUGAUAUAAGUACAAUAAAAAGAGAUGAAACGAAUUUAUUGGAUGAUACACUUUUCAAUAUAUUAAAGAAUAACUUUUUUAAAUAUACUGAAUAUUCAUUGAGUAGCUUAUAUAUAUGUCAAGAAAAUAUUCCAAUUGAAGAAGAUACAAAUUUUAAAACAUUAAUAAAUAUAAUAACCAAAGCAUCAGAUGUUAAUAAUAAAUUUAAAUGGGUUGAUUAUUAUUUUAAAUAUGAUUCAAAAGAAGAGUUAAAUAUAUUAUCUCCGAAGCCACAAAAUAAAGAGCUGUUAUUCAGAGAAUACCUUGAACCAAACCAUUUAAAAAACGUUUGUUUAUUAAGAAAAUUUGAACAAGGUGCAUUUUUGAAAUCAUCCGAAAAAAAUAAAGUGGAUGUUAAGAUAGUAUCAGAAUACAAUGUUCAUAAUAGUUAUAAAAAUGUAAUUAGGUCAUUUGAUUAUUACUUAAGUCAUAAAACUUUUACCGAAGCACAUAUAUUUCAUAAUAAAUAUGGCAAUAGUGAUCAUAUUGUUAUUUUGGUAUUAAGGCAUUACAAAGAUGAAAAUUUUCAAAUUCCAUUGUUUCCAGAUAGAGUUCUUGUUCAAAUAAAAUCUUACUCUAAUGACAAUAAAUAUUCAGAAAUGACUCAAAAAAAUCUUUUACAGUACUCAGAAAUUUUUAAACCAUAUAUCUCACUUAGAAAAGUAAAUUACAAUAUUGUAGAAGAAAUAAAAAGUAAGAUUAAUUAUGCAUUUUAA
Molecule: messenger RNA, 837 nt
Organism: Plasmodium relictum
Lineage: Eukaryota; Apicomplexa; Aconoidasida; Haemosporida; Plasmodiidae
Product: conserved Plasmodium protein, unknown function
Exons: 1
Coding region: 1-837 (278 amino acids)
Source: RefSeq, a predicted model, not a curated record